Molecule: messenger RNA, 13665 nt
Organism: Ceratosolen solmsi marchali
Lineage: Eukaryota; Metazoa; Arthropoda; Insecta; Hymenoptera; Agaonidae
Gene: Dhc93AB
Product: Dynein heavy chain at 93AB
Biological process (GO): microtubule-based movement
Cellular component (GO): dynein complex
Molecular function (GO): ATP hydrolysis activity; minus-end-directed microtubule motor activity; dynein light intermediate chain binding
Source: RefSeq, a predicted model, not a curated record
CCGAAUUAUCUAGGGGAGCGGUGAAAGAGGAAAGCUGCAGAAUGUCGGAUUCCGAGAGUAGCGGAGAAAGCGUUACGACGUCGGGGCCGAUGGAGGAUGUGAAGCCACUGCCGCUGCUGUGUAAAAACGGGGAUGCCGACAAGCUCGAGGAAUUCCAAAAGCUCCUGCGAUCGAUGAUGGAUUCGCGAGGGGCAUCCCCCGAGGAGGACGAGCCUCAAGACGAGAUGAACAACAUACUUAAGACCCAGACGGUGGACUCGCCUGAAAUGGAUUUGGCCGGUGAUUAUCGCCUCGAGUACCUCGGCGCAGUUGUUCAAAAAUCGCUGAAACUUAAACCAGAAAAAUGGGGAAGAUUGCUAAUGUCGGAAGACUAUCGCAACGCUGUACUGGACUUCCUAGACAAUCCGAUACCAGCUGCGCUUUUCAUAGUGCUAACGCCAAAUGCGCAACUCGUACCUUCCUGUGGCUUUCCUAUUCCUUGCCAACGGACAAAAGGUAUCUAUGCGAUAAAAAUGAGAAUCGAUGCGGUGCCAAGGACGAAGGACGAGUGUGCGGCGAUGGUCGUUACGGGCGACCUCUCCAACCGCGUCGUCGACGAGCUGGCCACCAUCGUCGAUAAUAUUUUUGCGCCUCUGCUCUGCAAAGUCGAGAACCACGUGGAGCUUCCCGGCGUCGCCGUGCAGGAUAUCUCACGUCAUGUGCACAAUCUUCGGGGAACGCUAUAUCAAGUUAAGGGCCAAGUAAACGGGAGGACGGUUCUGCCGAUGCCCGCCGGCUUGGAGAGAAUCGUCCAAGUCGAGCGGCUAAUAACACUUCAAGGCCCGCAGACGGUCGAUCUCUACUUGAAAAGCGCCAUCGAGGGUGUCGUUAUUAAAUGGGCUUACCUGGUUAACGAUGUCGUAACCCACGAAUCAAGCGCGGCAUUUGAAAAUGGCCAGAAUCCUAGCCCAUACGUCGAGCUGGACUAUUGGUCGACGAGGCUCUCCAACUUGAGGUAUAUCUUUGAUCAACUUCGGGAAGAAAGAGUGCGCAAGAUGGCCGUCAUUUUGGAGAAGACAGAUAGCGCUUAUUAUCCAUGCUUCAGGACUUUGUUUGCCAAUGUCGUGUCAGCGCUGGCCGAGGCCAAGGAAAUAUCCCUGUAUUUAACGCCACUUGGAAAAUUCUUCAAGACCUUGGAGGAAGUGGAUUUUACCGAGGCAAAGCCAAUAAUGGCCACUUUGAUCCAUGCGGUUGGAUUAGUAUCAAGCAAUUCCAAUUAUUAUAGAAGCUCGUCCAAGCUCAUAAUAAUACUGCGACAAAUUUGCAAUCUGCUGAUUCAGGAGGCCCGAAAAUUCUUAGAUCCCACGCUGAUUUUCCAAAGCGAUGUGGACGAAGCACUUCAACACGUGCAGAUUUCCAAACAAGUGCUCGUGGAAUUUAAACGGCAAUUCGACAUACAGAAAAACAUGCCUGCGCUAAACAAAGAUGCGCCAUCGUGGACGUUCAAUCCAAGCGCAGUAUUUGGGCGUCUGAAUGCUUUUUUAAAGCGGCUGUCCGACAUCGAGUGGCUCUUUCACACGGUCAUCGAGUUUUCGAAAUUGGAAAAAAUUGAAAUCGGCGGUAUCACGGGCAGAUCGUUGAGCUCGCGCAUCGUUGCCGUGUACAAAGAAUUUCAACAACUAUUCACGGCCUUCUCGAGCCGUGCGACGGACGCUCUCGAACCCGAUGACGAAUCAUUCGUCAAAGAUUGCGAGAAAUUCAACGAGUCUAUUAUUGAUUUGGAUUGUAAACUCGCUGCUAUACUUUGCCAGGCAUUCGACGAUUGUGGAAAUUUGGAGAGCGCGUUUAAGCUGAUCAAUAUAGUUGGCAGCGUAUUAGAUCGUCCCGUGAUACGCAAACAAUUCACGAACCGCUAUUGUCGUAUUCUCGAUCUGCUGAGCAACGAGCUGAUGGUAGCCGAGACAUUAUUCAAUCGCGGCGCGAGCAAGGCCAUGAACGAUUUACCCCCACUCGCCAGCCAAUUGCAGUUUAUGAGGAUGCUAAAGCUGCGAAUCGAUUUGCCUAUGCAAGCUUUCCAAUCUCUGCAGCAUCCGAUCGUCGGGAGCGAGGAAGGGAAGAAUAUUCUCGCGCGUUUCGAUGAGUUAACGGGCGCCUUGGAUAAUAAGCGGAAGGCCCUUUAUCUCGACUGGGCCAAGACCGUGCCCGAUUUAGUGAAAGUCGGAUUAAAUCGAUCGCUACUCAAGAGAGAUCAACUGUCGAUUCUCGUGUUGAAUUUCGAUGCCGAACUCUUUGCCGUGUUGAAGGAAGUGAGCUACUUAAGAAAAAUGUCUUACCAACAUAUACCUGCCGAGGCCUUGGAGGUAGCCGAUGUGUCGGAGACAUUUCGGCAAUUCCGAACCCUUCUCCUCGGCGCCGUCAAUUUUUACAAUGAAAUCCGACGCACUUGUCGCAAAGUGGAAUUCAAGCUUAUCGAGGUGGAAAUUGGGCGAAUCGAUGCAUUGAUUAAGCGGGGCCAAGACGAGCUGCGAUGGGAUUCCGAGGGCCUCUUGGACUACAUAAUGGAAUUAAAAGGUUUGGUCGAGGAGUUGUCUAAGCGCGUGAAGAGUGCGCAAUCGAAUGUACAAAGUAUCGAGAAUAUAAUGGAGCCGUGGACGAGGACGCCGCUAAUUGAACGAAGGGAGCGGAGAAAAACGGCACUGCUAGCACUCGAGGAUCGUAAGGAUAAGGUGUCGAAGCGAUACGCGGAAAUUCGUGAAGCGGCCGAGCAAAUUCAAGAAUUAUUAGCGGAAAACAAACGGCUUUUCGAGAUCUCCGGGGAGAAAAAUGAAGCGUGGCUGGCCUACGUAGAUUACGUGGAUAAAAUUGUGACGGAGUCGUUGCGUAAGGCCGUAGGCUGCUCGUUAACAUACUUGACUGAAAACAUGGAGCCGAUGAAUCAGAACGAGCCGCUAAUGGAGGCUCACCUGGAACUGAGGGAGCCCGAUCUUUAUUACGUUCCCUCCUUGGAGCCCGAUGACCCCGAGGGCUUAGACCAAUUGAUAAGCAGUUUAUUGGAUGACAUUAUCGGUAUGGCGACUCUCGUGCCGAGAUUAAAGUCCGACGGGGAAGGAUACGCGGAAGAGCUGGAAAAGGACGAUGACAUACGUACGAUGAAAUGCGAAAUCUUAACGGGAAUUAACAAAGCCAUCGACGAAGCUAGCGAUUAUUGUGGGAUUUUCGAAGGUUACGCCUACCUUUGGCUAGAGGACAGAGAAAUUGCUAUGCAGCAAUUUUUAGAUUACAGCCGUCAAUUGUCCAUAGAGGAGAUGGACAUGAUCGUCGUUUUCGAUCCGAAAUCUCCGAAACGCUGUCCCCCUAAAAUGGACCAAUUUCGCGAACAGAUAGAUCAUUACGAGAGUCUUUAUAACGAGGUCGAGGAAAUGAGCACAUCAAAGAUAUUCUCCGUUUGGUUUCGCGUAAAUUUGAAGCCAUUCCGCCAAUCGCUUUUAAAUACAAUUUGCAAGUGGUCGAGCAUGUUUAAAAAGCAUUUAAUGGAGCGAGUUAUAACGAGUCUCACGGACCUCGGCACAUUCAUACGGUUGGCCGACGAAGGCCUGCUUCAGCAAAUACAACCGGGCGAUUACGCCGGGCUCGUGAGCGUAAUGGGAUUUUUGAUGCAAGUUAAGGAACGUCAGCCGAUCACCGACGAGCUGUUUCAUCCCUUGGAAGAAACCAUCGAACUCUUGAAAUUUUACGACCAGGACAUACCGGAAGAAGUGAACGUCCUUCUCCAAGAGCUUCCCGAUCAGUGGGCCAAUACGAAGAAAAUUGCGAUUACGGUAAAGCAGCAAGUCGCUCCACUUCAAGCCGGUGAGGUUGCCAGAAUACGAGGUCGAAUAUCAGCUUUCGACACGAUAAUUAUUCAAUAUCGCGAAGCAUUUAAGCGCUAUGAAUUUUUUAAGUUCGACUGCAAAAAGUCGUACGUCCACUUGGAUGAAGCUCACAAGGAAAUUUCAAUGCUCGAAAGGCAAAUGAAUGACAUACAGGAGUCGGCUUCGUUAUUCGAAGUGAUUGUUCCAGAAUUCAAGCAGCUCAAGCAAUGUAGAAAGGAAUUGAAAAUGCUUAAACAAUUAUGGGAUUAUGUGAAUAUUGUCGAGAGCUGCAUCGAAGGCUGGAAAAUAACGCCGUGGAGAAAAAUUGACGUAGAAAAUAUGGAUAUAGAGUGUAAAAAAUUUUCCAAAGAUAUACGUGCAUUGGAUAAGGAAAUGCGCACUUGGGACACUUACGUUUGCCUCGAGGCGACCGUGAAAAAUAUGUUGACAUCUCUUAGAGCCGUGGGAGAACUUCAAAAUCCUGCAAUACGCGAGCGACACUGGCUACAAUUAAUGAAAAGCACCAAGGUGCGCUUCGUAAUGGACGAGUCCACCACUUUGGCCGACUUGCUAGAAUUGAAUUUACACGAAUGCGAGGAUGAAGUGAAAAAUAUAGUAGAUAAGGCGGUUAAAGAGAUGUCGAUGGAAAAAUAUUUACGAGAAUUGAAUGUCACGUGGUCUGGAAUGGAAUUCGAUAAAGAGCCGCAUUUGCGAACGGGUGCUAUACUGCUCCGAGCAAGUGAAGAAUUGAUAGAAACCUUAGAGGAAAAUCAGGUUCAGCUUCAGAAUCUCAUAACGUCCAAGUUCAUAGCACAUUUUUUGGAGGAAGUGUCGAAUUGGCAGAAGAAACUCAGCAUUGCCGAUCAAGUAACAACAACUUGGUUCGAGGUGCAGCGAACGUGGAUGCACCUCGAGAGUAUUUUCAUGUCUUCUGACGACAUAAGGAAGCAAUUGCCGAUAGAUGCCGAGAGGUUUGAUCGAAUCGAUCAGCAAUUUAAAGAAAUGUCACAUAAAAUGGCGAAAAUUCCAAAUGUCGUGGAAGCGACGAAUAGAGUCGGCCUUGGCGGUACUUUGGAUAUUCUUCAGAAAGAGUUGGUCCUGUGUGAAAAGGCUCUGGCCGAGUAUUUGGAAACGAAACGAUUAGCCUUUCCAAGAUUCUACUUUGUAUCGUCCACCGAUUUAUUAGAUAUACUAUCUAACGGCAAUCAGCCGGGAAUCGUUGCUAAGCAUUUGAUGAAAUUAUUUGAUUCGAUGGCGCGACUGAAUUUCGACGAGGCACAGAGGGACGUUAAUCUUUCAGGAAUGUACGCAAAAGAUGGUGAGUACGUUGAAUUCGUAAAUUUCGAGAUGCAUUGCGACGGGGCGGUAGAAGUUUGGCUCAAUCGUCUACAAAUGGCAAUGCGCUCGUCAAUACGUCAUUACUUCAGUGACGCCGUUGUUACGUACGAGGAGAAGGCACGGGAGCAAUGGCUAUUCGAUUAUCCGGCUCAGGUUUCCUUGUGCGGCACACAAAUUUGGUGGACCACCGAAGUGAAUCUUGCCUUUGCGAGGCUCGAAGAGGGCUACGACAAUGCAUUAAAGGAUUACUUAAAGAAGCAAAUAACUCAAUUGAGCACCUUAAUAACGUUGCUGCUUGGUGAACUCAGCAAGCAAGACCGUCAAAAAGUCAUGACAAUAUGUACCAUCGACGUUCAUUCGCGGGAUGUCGUUUCGAGACUCGUGCAGGCCAAGGUGGAAACAUCUCAAGCUUUCCAAUGGCAAAGUCAAUUGCGACACAGAUGGGACGAUAAGGAAAAGGACUGUUUCGCUAAUAUUUGUGACGCCCAAUUUAAAUACUCUCACGAGUACUUGGGCAACACGCCAAGAUUGGUGAUUACUCCAUUGACCGAUCGAUGCUACAUAACAUUGACUCAGUCGCUUCAUCUUGUAAUGGGUGGUGGUCCCGCUGGUCCAGCUGGAACUGGCAAAACCGAAACAACGAAGGAUCUCGGACGAGCCCUCGGGAUAAUGGUUUACGUAUUUAAUUGCUCGGAACAAAUGGAUUACAAAUCUUGUGGGAAUAUUUACAAGGGGCUUGCCCAGACUGGUGCUUGGGGCUGCUUUGACGAAUUUAACAGAAUAUCCGUAGAAGUUUUGUCGGUCGUGGCCGUGCAAGUGAAAUCCGUUCAGGAUGCCAUUAAAGAUAAGAAAGCGGUUUUUAAUUUUAUGGGCGACAGCAUUGCUCUUGUCCCUUCGGUCGGCAUCUUCAUUACGAUGAAUCCCGGUUACGCGGGACGUACCGAACUCCCGGAAAAUUUAAAAGCUCUAUUUCGGCCUUGCGCCAUGGUUGUCCCGGAUUUCGAAUUAAUUUGCGAGAUUAUGUUGGUAGCGGAGGGAUUCCAAGAGGCCCGUCUACUCGCAAGAAAAUUCAUCACACUCUAUACACUUUGCAAAGAGCUAUUGUCCAAGCAGGACCAUUACGAUUGGGGACUGAGGGCUAUCAAGUCUGUUCUAGUAGUCGCUGGGAGCUUAAAGCGUGGCGAUCCCGGUAGGCCCGAGGAAGAAGUUCUAAUGCGGGCUCUCCGUGAUUUUAACAUACCCAAGGUCAUAUCCGACGAUCUGCCGGUCUUUAUGGGCCUGAUCGCCGAUCUUUUCCCUGCCCUCGAUGUCCCAAGGAAGCGGGAUGUCGAGUUUGAGAAAACGGUUAAAGUGGCGGCAACGGAUCUCCUACUUCAACCCGAAGAUGCUUUUAUUUUGAAAGUCGUGCAAUUGGAGGAGCUACUGGAGGUGCGGCACUCGGUAUUUAUCGUUGGUAGCGCCGGCUCGGGCAAGACGCAAGUUUGGAAAACGCUUUUCCGAACCUAUCAAAAUAUCAAGAGAAAGCCAAUAUUUAACGAUCUUAAUCCAAAGGCCGUGACCAACGAUGAAUUAUUCGGCAUAAUAAAUCCGGCAACUCGCGAGUGGAAAGACGGUUUGUUCUCCGUGCUAAUGAGAGAGCAGGCAAAUUACGGUGGCGACAAUCCAAAAUGGAUAAUUCUAGAUGGGGAUAUAGAUCCGAUGUGGAUCGAGUCCUUAAACACCGUUAUGGACGAUAAUAAAGUGUUGACACUUGCCAGCAACGAAAGAAUCGGACUAACACCGUCGAUGAGAUUAAUUUUUGAAAUAUCGAAUUUACGCACGGCCACGCCUGCCACGGUGUCGCGCGCCGGCAUUUUGUACAUCAAUCCUCAAGACUUGGGGUGGAAUCCUUACGUGACGAGUUGGAUCGAGACUAGAAAAGCCCCAUCGGAAAAGUCAAAUCUCGUUAUUCUCUUCGACAAAUAUAUCCCCACGUGCUUGGAGACCUUGCGCACGAGAUUCAAAAAGAUCACACCAAUUGCCGACAUGGCGCACAUUCAGAUGCUUUGUCAUCUGUUGAGUUGCCUGCUAAUCCCAGAAUUGACAGAUACUGAUUUUGCAAAGGACCAUUACGAAUUGUACUUUGUCUUCUCGGCCGUUUGGGCGUUUGGCUCGGCCAUGUUUCAAGAUCAGACGAUCGACUAUCAGGUUGAAUUCAGCAAAUGGUGGGUGAACGAAUUUAAGCAAGUAAAAUUUCCUGCCCAAGGCACAGUAUUCGACUAUUACAUUGACUCGGAGACGAAAAGCUUCGUCCCCUGGAGAGAGCGCUUAACGCGAUUCGAGCUCGAUCCCGAUAUUCCUUUGCAGGCGGUGCUAGUUCAUACGGCAGAGACGAUUCGCAUACGAUAUUUCUUGGAUUUAUUUAUGGCGGAGCAACAUCCUAUAAUGUUGGUCGGUCCAGCGGGCUCCGGUAAGAGCGUCUUAGUCGCUGAAAAACUCCUGCAGCUCUCGGAGAACUACGUUGUGACAAACGUCCCGUUCAAUUUUUAUACCACUUCGGAGAUGCUGCAAAAAAUCUUAGAGAAACCUCUGGAGAAGAAGGCUGGCAAGAAUUAUGGCCCGCCUGGGAACAAGACAAUGAUAUAUUUUAUCGAUGAUAUGAACAUGCCGGAAGUCGAUUAUUACGGGACCGUACAGCCUCAUACGCUUAUACGACAACACUUGGACUAUUCGCAUUGGUACGAUAGAACAAAAUUAACGCUCAAGGACAUUCACAAUUGUCAAUACGUGAGCUGCAUGAAUCCGACCGCGGGCUCGUUUACGAUAAAUCCACGACUUCAGAGGCAUUUUGCCGUUUUCGCCAUUAACUUUCCCAACUCGGAGUCACUUACGACGAUUUACUCGUCCAUUCUCGCCCAUCACUUGUCAAAUUUGGAGCACAGAUUUCCUCUCAGCAUUGUCGAGCUUGCUGAAAAUAUCGUACAAGCGUCAUUGCAAUUACACCAUCGGUGCACUCAAGUUUUUCUCCCCACGGCCACGAAAUUCCAUUAUAUCUUUAAUCUGCGAGAUUUGUCAAAUUGCUUUCAGGGUUUGCUGUUUAGCGGUAACGAUUGCCUCCAGGCGCCAAAGGACUUUGUUCGACUGUGGAUACACGAGUCGCAACGCGUUUACAGCGACAAGCUCACGGACGACAAAGACAUCGAGACAUUUGGCAAGAUACAGCUGGAUAUGUUAAAGAAAAAUUUCGAGGAAAUUGACGAUAUUGCAAUUUUUGAAAAGCCAAAUAUUUAUUGCCACUUUGCAAGUGGAGUUGGGGAGCCGAAAUAUAUGCCGAUUAAAGAAUGGACGACUUUACAUCGUUUAUUAACGGAAUCCCUUAUUAGUUACAAUGAUUUGGUCUCGGCCAUGAAUCUCGUACUUUUCGAAGAUGCCAUGAUGCACGUAUGCAGAAUAAAUCGGAUUUUGGAAUCUCCACGUGGAAGUGCACUCCUCGUCGGUGUAGGUGGUUCCGGAAAACAAAGUCUUUCGCGCUUAGCAGCCUUUAUAAGCUCGUUGGAAGUGUUCCAAGUCCAAUUGCGCAAAGGUUACAGUACGUUGGAUCUUAAAUUAGAGCUUGCGUCACUUUAUUCCAAGGCUGGGCUGAAAAAUUUGGGAAUAAUGUUCCUGAUGACAGACGCACAAGUGUCGAAUGAACAUUUUCUCGUAUUAAUUAAUGACAUGCUUGCUUCCGGAGAAAUUCCGGAUUUAUUCCCCGAGGACGAGGUUGAGAAUAUCAUUGCUGGCGUACGCAACGAAGUCAAAGGUGCGGGGAUUUUAGAUACUCGAGAAAAUUGUUGGAAAUUCUUCAUCGACAGAGUACGUCGUCAGCUACGAAUAGUACUAUGCUUUUCACCCGUUGGCUCAACCUUAAGAAUUCGAUCACGAAAAUUCCCCGCCAUAAUUAAUUGCACAGCUAUAAAUUGGUUCCACGAAUGGCCCCAAGAAGCUCUAAUGUCCGUAUCGAAACGCUUCUUACAGGAACUGCCGGAAUUACCAGAAAUUUACCUCGAUUCAGCGGCAAAGUUUAUGUCUCACGCGCACACAACGGUAAAUGCCGCUAGUCGUCAAUAUUUGGCUAGCGAACGUCGUUACAAUUAUACAACUCCAAAAUCGUUCUUGGAGCAAAUUAGCUUGUAUUCGAAGCUCCUGAAAAACAAGGCAAAGCAGCUUAAGGCUCGCGUGGAAAGAUUGGAAAACGGUUUGGCAAAAUUAAAGGCUACGGCCAUUCAAGUUGACGAACUCAAAGAGAAGUUAGCCGUCCAGGAAAUCGAAUUACAGCAAAAAAAUGAAGCAGCCGACGCGCUUAUAGCAAUCGUUGGCAUUGAAACGGAAAAGGUGCAGAAGGAAAAGGCACUUGCCGACGAAGAGGAGUCAAAAGUAGGUAUAAUUGCGGAAGAGGUUCUGAAAAAGCAAAAGGACUGCGAAGCCGAUUUAGUUAAGGCCGAGCCGGCUUUAUUAGCUGCUCAAGAAGCUUUGAAUACGUUAAAUAAGGCGAAUCUUACGGAAUUAAAAUCGUUCGGCUCGCCACCCGGUGCCGUGACAAAUGUCACCGCUGCUGUUAUGGUUCUACUUGCAGCGAACGGCAAAGUACCUAAAGAUCGCAGUUGGAAGGCAGCAAAAAUUGUUAUGGCAAAAGUCGAUGGCUUCUUAGAUGCGCUGAUUAAUUACGAUAAGGAAAAUAUUCAUCCGGAAGUGAUAAAAGCCAUCCAACCGUAUCUCAAGGAUUCCGAAUUCGAGCCCGAAUUCGUUAGAUCCAAGUCAGCAGCUGCGGCCGGCUUGUGCGCCUGGGUCAUAAACAUUAUUAAAUUUUACGAAGUUUUUUGCGACGUCGAGCCGAAACGUAGAGCAUUGGCUCAAGCCAAUGCCGAUUUAGCUGCUGCGCAAGAAAAAUUAAGCGUGAUAAAGCGCAAAGUUUGCUCCUUGGAGGAUCAAUUAGCCAAAUUGACAGCGGAUUUUGAACAAGCAACCACGGAAAAGAUCAAGUGUCAACGGGAAGCUGACGCGACCAAUGCAAUAAUCGCUCUAGCGAAUCGUCUAGUUGGCGGAUUAGCUUCGGAAAAUAUUCGCUGGGCGGACUCCGUAGCAAACCUCAUGCAACAGUCGUCGACGUUGCCUGGUGAUGUCUUACUAGUAACUGCUUUCAUCUCGUAUGUCGGAUGUUUCACCAAGCAGUUUCGACUGGAUCUCUUAAACAAGCAAUGGCUACCUUUUUUGCACAACGCCGAGCCCCACGUUCCUAUUACCAAUGGCCUCGAUCCACUAACAUUAUUAACGGACGAUACUCAAAUAGCGAAAUGGAACAACGAGGGCCUACCGAACGAUAGGAUGUCAACAGAGAACGCAACCAUAUUGACAAAUUCGGAUCGCUGGCCACUUAUGAUCGAUCCCCAACUUCAAGGAAUAAAAUGGAUAAAGCAAAAGUACGACGAUAAACUGCGGAUAAUUCGCUUAGGGCAGCGCGGAUACUUGGAUAUUAUUGAACAAUCUUUAUCGAUUGGCGCUACGGUCCUCGUCGAGAAUAUCGGAGAAGUCGUCGAUCCCGUGCUCGAUUCACUCCUCGGUCGUAAUUUAAUUAAAAAAGGCCGUGCCUUGAAAAUCGGCGACAAAGAGGUUGAAUAUAAUCCAGACUUUCGCUUGAUUCUACACACGAAACUGGCGAAUCCUCAUUAUAAACCUGAAAUGCAAGCUCAGACAACAUUGAUUAAUUUCACUGUGACUCGAGAUGGAUUAGAAGACCAACUUCUUGCGGAGGUGGUUAAAGCUGAGCGUCCGGACUUGGAGGAAUUAAAGGCGGAUUUAACGAGACAGCAAAACGAUUUUAAAAUUACUUUGAAUACCCUUGAAGACUCGCUCCUCUCAAAGCUGUUCUCCGCCGGCAACAACGUCCUUGGCGACACGGCUCUCGUGGAAAACCUGGAGACAACGAAGAGGACAGCCGCGGAAAUCGAGUGCAAGGUGAGGGAGGCGCGAGGUACCUCCCGAGAGAUCGACGCGGCACGGGAACUCUAUCGACCUGCGGCCGCGAGAGCCUCCCUCCUCUACUUUAUCCUAAACGACCUCAACACCAUAAAUCCCAUCUAUCAGUUCUCGCUGAAGGCCUUCAGCGUCGUAUUCCAGAAGGCGAUCCUGAGAGCAGAGCCGGCAUCGGAGGUCGGCGCCCGUGUCCUCAACCUCAUCGAGUGCAUCAGCUACUCGGUCUUCCUGUACACGUCGCGGGGCCCCUCUGAGCAGUGCGACAAGCUGAUUUUCGCCUCGCAGAUGGCCUUUCAGAUUCUCCUCGCGCGCCACGAGAUAUCCGCCGCGGAGCUCGACUUUCUCCUGCGCUUCCCCAUUACGCCCCAUGUCACGUCGCCCGUUGAUUUUCUGACGAACGCGAGCUGGGGCGGCAUACGCAGCCUGGCCUCCAGAGACGAAUUUCGGAAUUUGGACCGGGAUAUCGAGAGCUCCCCGAAGCGCUGGAAGAAAUUGGUGGAGUGCGAGUGCCCGGAGCGCGAGAAGUUUCCCCAGGAAUGGAAAAAUAAAACGGCGCUCCAGCGUCUUUGCAUGCUGAGGGCUCUGCGUCCCGACCGGAUGACAUAUGCAAUUGUCGCCUUUAUAGAGGAGAAAUUGGGGCCACGAUACGUCGAGGGACGGACCGUCGAGUUCGCAAAGUCCUUCGAGGAAACGAGCCCGACGACCCCCAUAUUUUUCAUUCUCUCCCCGGGUGUGAAUCCGUUGAAGGAUGUGGAGGCUUUGGGAAAACGCUUGGGAUUUACCUUGGACGCGCGGAAUUUUCAUAACGUGUCGCUGGGCCAGGGUCAAGAGAACGUCGCGGAAUUGGCGAUGGACGUGGCGUCGAAGAAAGGUCACUGGGUUAUUCUGCAAAACAUCCAUUUGGUCAAGAAGUGGCUGCCAUUGUUAGAGAAAAAGCUAGAAAUGGCGUCGGAGGGCUCAUCCGCGGAUUAUCGAAUUUUCAUGAGCGCCGAACCAGCGAGCACCCCGGCCGGACACAUUAUUCCACAGGGAAUUUUAGAGUCGUCGAUUAAAAUUACAAAUGAGCCGCCAACGGGGAUGCAGGCAAAUUUACAUAAAGCUUUGGACAAUUUUACCCAAGAAACUUUAGAAAUGUGCACGAAGGAGGCCGAAUUUAAGGCCAUUGUAUUUUCACUUUGCUAUUUCCACGCCGUCGUAGCCGAACGCAGAAAAUUCGGAGCUCAAGGCUGGAACAAAAUAUAUCCUUUUAAUGUCGGAGACUUGAAUAUAAGCGUAAGCGUCCUACAUAACUACUUGGAGGCAAGUUCCAAAAUUCCUUGGGAAGAUCUUAGAUAUCUUUUUGGCGAAAUAAUGUACGGGGGCCACAUAACCGAUGACUGGGAUCGUCGGCUUUGCGUUUCAUACUUGGAGGAGCUAAUGCAGCCAGAUCUCGUAGACGGGGAGCUGCAACUUGCUCCAGGUUUUGCCGCACCUCCAAAUACCGAUUUGCUUGGUUUUCACACUUACAUCGACGAAGCUUUACCACCGGAAACCCCCUACUUGUACGGCUUACAUCCCAAUGCGGAAAUAGGAUUUUUAACGACAACAUCGGAGAAUUUAUUUAGGACCGUCUUCGAAAUGCAGCCUAGAGAUGCCGGGAACUCUGGUGGUCAAGCUAUUACGAGGGAGGAUAAGGUUAAGCAAGUAUUAGACGAGAUCUUAGAGAAGCUGCCAGAAGAAUUCAACAUGGUUGAAGUCAUGAGCAAAGUUGAAGAGAGAACGCCUUACGUCAUCGUUGCUUUUCAAGAGUGCGAGAGGAUGAACUACCUUACUAGCGAGAUCAAAAGAUCGCUUCGAGAAUUGGAUCUCGGCUUGAAAGGGGAGCUGACGAUCACAUUAGAUAUGGAGAACUUGGAAACGUCGCUGUUUCUUGAUCAAGUGCCGCAGACUUGGUCUCAAAGGGCCUAUCCCUCCCUCCUCGGCUUGACGUCCUGGUUCGUCGACUUAUUGUCGAGGCUGCGCGAAUUGGAGACCUGGUCCACGGACUUUGUGCUGCCGGCCUCCGUCUGGCUCGCGGGCUUCUUCAAUCCGCAGUCCUUCCUUACGGCAAUAAUGCAAUCGACUGCGCGCCGAUGCGAACUUCCACUUGAUAAGAUGUGCUUGCAGUGCGACGUUACGAAGAAGAACAAAGAGGAGUUUACGUCGGCGCCACGCGAAGGGGCUUACGUUCAUGGAAUUUUCAUGGAAGGCGCGAGAUGGGAAGCUCAAGCAGGUAUCAUCGUAGACUCCCGUCCAAAGGAGCUUUUCCCGGCAAUGCCCGUUAUCAACGUCAGAGCUAUCACUCAGGACAAGCAGGACUUGAGAAACAUGUACGAGUGCCCGGUUUAUAAGACCCGAACCCGAGGUCCGACCUACGUCUGGACUUUCAAUUUGAAAACCAAAGACAAGCCGGCCAAAUGGACGCUCGCCGGGGUCGCCCUGCUCCUUCAGACCUAACUGAAACGAGCCCGGCCAAUUAUCGUUAAAG